UGCUCAAGCUGUAGUUUUUUCUUGAAACAAUUUUGUUUAUCAGAGACACUAAAUCUCAGGAGUGCAACAGGCGUCAGCAUUGAAGAAAAUGUCCAAAAGUACUGAGAUCAUCAAUUUGUCGUAUUUGUUGGACAAUGAGAAGCAAACGAUAUUGGAAGUUUUAAACCGAGAUGAAGCAUUGAGAAAGACUGAAGAAAAAAGGAUUAGGAAAUUAAAGAAUGAGCUUAUUAGGAUCCGUGGUUCAGGGGUGAAUCGAAGAAAUCAGCAAAUUAAUGACAGAGCCUGUAAACGAUGCCAAAAAACUCUAGGGCUUAUCUUCUGCAGAGGGGAUAUGUGCCAGAUAUGCAAUGAACGUGUGUGUACGGAGUGUCGCAUUGUGAGUGAAGAUGGGUCCUGGAAAUGCAACAUGUGUGCAAAAAUGGCAGAGUUGAGGGUAGUUACCGGUGAGUGGUUUUUUGAAGAAAGGUCAAAGCGAUUUCAACCUGCAAUGGUGAUGGGAAGUGAAGUUAUUAAACAGUCCAUCAACAGGAAAACGAUAGAUGAUAAAACACAGCACUCAAAACAAUAUCUAGAGGAAGUUUCAAAGACCCCCACACUAACAAAAAAUGAUAAGAAGAUUGUACCAGAUGCACUCAGACGGCUCAAAAAACAUGGCAAAUCCAAAUUGAAAUUACAGAACGAGAAAGGACUAGACACAAAGUCUGAGGAUGGAAGAAACUCAUCUUAUGCAGGCUCAGACUUUGAAAUGGACAGCAUGCAUUCUGUACCUUGGUCUGGCAGGGGAAAUUCAUUUGGAGUGGAGACCAAUGCAACGCAAGUAACUCCUGAUGGUCUCAGGUCCUCUUUACCAUAUAUUAACCGGAGCAGGACUACUACCCCAGUUGCACAGACUUCACCCUCACUGAGCAAACGCAGCAUUACAUCAGAUUAUAUGAAGGCAGCAUCUUCAGACAGCAUUGACACUCUGCAAAUGAGUAAUAGUGUAUCUGAAGAUCUGUCCAGAGGAAAACACAAUACACCUACAAUAGCCAUUUCAAAAUACUCAAUUUCAUCAGAUCGCAGUAGGUCUGAGUUAGACCUGAGUGGAUCUGCUAUACAAGGGGAUGAUGAUUCCAUAAGCCUCAGUUCUGUGCCCGGAGGCCUUAAUGAAGCUAAGGAUUACAUGGAGGAGGAGGAAGAGGAGGACAUUGAUGAUUUGGUCUCUAUAUAUCGACCAAACAGUAUAAUAAGCAGCAUAACAACUGGAUUAUCAACUACCAGUUUAAAUAGCAUGCUGAGUGUGUACAGUGAAACAGGAGAUUAUGGCAAUGUGAAUAUCAGUGGGGAAAUUCUGUUUGUGGUCAACUAUAACUACAAAAGUGGGGCACUAAACAUUAAUGUGAAAGAGUGCCGUAAUCUAGCAAUUGCAGAUGAAAGGAAGCAGAGAACUGACCCUUAUGUGAAGGCAUACCUCCUCCCAGACAAAUCUCGUCAAAGUAAGCGCAAGACUAAGCUGAAAUCGAACACAACAAAUCCGAUCUUCAAUGAAACAUUAAGGUACACUAUCAGUCACACACAACUUGAGACGAGAACUCUGCAGCUUUCAGUCUGGCACAAUGAUAGAUUUGGACGGAACAGCUUCCUAGGUGAAGUGGAGAUCCCAUUUGAUUCCUGGGAUUUUGAAAAUCAAGUUGAGGAAUGGAUUCCAUUGCAGCCAAAGUUCGAACCUAUUGUUGAUACUGUUCUACAAUAUAAAGGAGAACUGACAGUUUCUUUGUGUUAUACUUCACCUGGCCAGCAUCUGACUGCUGAAACAAAUCAUCCUAAAUCUAAAAGGAAUUUCAGUAGAGGAAGGAAAAGUUCUGCCCAGGUGGCUUCUGGUGGCCAACUUGAGGUACUCAUUAAGGAAGCAAAGAAUUUAACAGCAGUAAAAGCAGGAGGAACCUCAGAUACAUUUGUUAAAGGAUAUCUACUUCCUGAUAAUAGCAAAACAUCAAAACACAAAACCCCUGUCAUUAAGAAGAGUGUAAACCCUCAUUGGAACCACACCUUUACCUACAGUGGAUUAUACCCCAAUGAUUUGCAGAAUGUCUGUUUGGAGCUGACCGUUUGGGACAAAGAAUCCCUCUCCAGCAAUGUGUUCCUGGGUGGUAUCAGGCUUGGCACUGGUGAUGGGCGUAGCUAUGGCAAUGAAGUUGAUUGGGCUGAUUCCCAAGGGGAAGAGCAGCAUAUGUGGCUUCAAAUGAUAGCAAAUCCAGAUGUCUGUGUGGAGAGCACAAUAAUGCUGAGAUCCAGCAUGGGAAAGCAAAAAUUUUGAAUGUCGCAGGGUAGAAAAUUCAACACAACACUGAAUGCUGUUCCCCAAAUUCUAAUAUCAUUGAGACUGAUAUGACUGUGAUUGUCUGUGAUCGUAUCUUAUGUUUUAUACAGCUACAUUUUUAUUCUUUUUCAUUUCUAAUAUCCAUUUCCUUGGGAUUAUGUUAAAUAGCUCUUGCAGCAGAUGUUGAAAUUGCUGGUGCAAUAGUUGAGAGGACAAUUUCCUCAAGUAUUUAUGCAUUCAUGGCUCAGUUAUCAGGAAUUUUGAGCACCUCGGCUAAUGGAUGGAGAAAUAUAUAGCCAUGUUUCUAAGAUCAAAUACCAUCAAAAAUGAAAUCAUCUUUGAUUCCUUAUUUCUUGGUAUAACUGAGGUAGUAGUUUUUUUAUUUGUUUGUUUAUUUGCACCAAAAGCUAUAGGAGAACUUGUGGCUGCUGAUGUGGCUCCACACUACUGCCAAUUCUGCUUUAAACUAGCCACAAAUUGGGUAUCUGAGAGGGACUUGCCCUUUGAUAAUGGCUCCCACCCUAUUAGGACAUAGAUGUGAUCCUCUCUGCUAUUAUAAAGCUAGAAUCAGAAUCCCAUUGUGAGAAUAAAUACAUUUGUAGUUAUAUUAAACACAAGUCUGAAUUAAGAUUUAAAUGUUGUUGUCUUUGAAAACUACAUGUAGAAUUCAAUGUAAUUUAAUGCUUAAGCUCCUGCUAUCAUCGCAAAGAUCUUUAGAUUAUCCAACCACAACCCCAAUAUUAAAAAAUGUCAUUUCCAAUAAUCUGCAGGCAGUGUUCUGGUUUCAUUAAGUUUCAGAGCAGUACAUGUCAUAUGGUUAUCCUGGACCAAAUCAAUCUAUCAUAUAUCAGCACUCCAAUGACUGUUGAAUUCACCAUCUACAAUUAUAGCCACAGAGCAGAAGAAGCUCUACUGUAUAAUGUCACCAAAGUAUAUGAACAAUGUCCUGGGAAGUAAUGUUGUUGGAGCAGAAAGUGAAUUUGGUGGUAAAUUUUACCAUUGAAGAUUCUUUGGAGAUAACAUUAUCAGUAGGAGCAUUUGAAAACUUGAGUCAAAAGUAUGAAUUCUGUCUUCAUACGUUGUGUCUUCAUCGCAUAUUCAAAGUGAUAGUGCUUCAAAACAGAAACAGUAGGCACAUAGAAAUUAUAUUUUACAGAAAGGCAUUUAGUGUUCAUUGGAACUGCAGGCACUUCAACAGGCAUGCAAAAGCCUCAUGAGUGUAACUGCCAUCUGUGGUGUCUGUAGUAUCAUUAGUAAUCUAAUGUACAAGUAAGUAAUGUGGCAUCUGUUAGUGUACAUGAAAUGAUUCACUAUGUACACCAUGCGGGUAAAUAUCACAGUAAAAGCAGUGCAAAUUACAAAAAGGAGACUUUCUAAAGCUUUGCAUUGGUCUGAAUAUUUGUCCCAAGUGAAAUUUUAGAUGGGACUCCUGAAAUUCUGAGCACAGCUCCUGGCAGUCUUAUUCAAAGUUUGCAACACAUUACAACUAUGAAACAAUCAUUUGAAUUUUAGUAACAACCACAAUUUUAUAAUUAUGGAUUCUGAGUUAUUAACUACUAAUGGAUAAAAAAAAUCACUUAAGUAUCAUCUAUGAGCACUCCUCCCGCAGAAUUAGUUCACUAGAUGUGCAAUAUGGACAGUGAAAUUCUUCGAUUAGAAAAUAGAAUAAAGAACUUUUAUUUUUUAGUGCUUAGUGCAUGGAUAAGUACUGUCAAAUAUAGUGCUUGAUUUUGUAGGCAAUUACCUGACUAUUAGCAAGCAAUGACAAAUUUAGUUUGAAAUAAAGUCAUUGAGUUAUUAUUAGCAGUAACUAAACAUUAUUAAUUGUGGGCAACAACUCUAGAAAAUGCAUUGGACUUGGAUGGAAAAAAAUGCAAAUUGAUGUAAUAUUUUAUCUAUUCUGUACCAGGUUACCCUCUUCUGAAAAAUGUUGCAAAUUUAAACUGUUUACAUUUCUGCACCUUUACAACAAUAAACAAAUUGUGC
This is a messenger RNA of Callorhinchus milii (elephant shark), 4285 nucleotides long. RefSeq names its product synaptotagmin-like 5 (gene sytl5). Gene Ontology annotation, molecular function: phospholipid binding; neurexin family protein binding; small GTPase binding. Gene Ontology annotation, cellular component: exocytic vesicle; plasma membrane. NCBI's taxonomy places the organism in Eukaryota, Metazoa, Chordata, Chondrichthyes, Chimaeriformes, Callorhinchidae. The coding region runs from base 89 to 2296 and encodes 735 amino acids. The transcript is spliced from 16 exons. The record is from RefSeq and is a predicted model, not a curated record. Gene Ontology annotation, biological process: exocytosis; intracellular protein transport.